GAUAAAGUGGCCAACACAUGGUGCAGCUUGAACGUCCUAAUAAAGAUUAAGACCAUCCUGUCCACUGAGACCCAGCUCUCCCUCAGGUAAUCCCCCUCUUCAUCUCUUUAUCUCUUUCUAUCACUCCAUCUCAUUCGUUUUCUUUCUGUCUCUCCUCUCUCUCGCUCUCUGAGAAGCCUCACAUUAGAGACACUGUUUUAUAGCAGAGUGAAAUUAAGAUUAUCCCUUGUAAUAAUAUGUGAGAGCAGCUUCUGAAUACUGAGCACUAUCAGCUGCUAUGGGCUUUUAUGGGCACUCUGACAACUAUUGGAAAUCUGCUGAUGAGAUUUCAGAUUUGGAAUGCCAAAAUAAACUAUUUGAACCAUUUCUGUUUGGGAAAAAGCAAGAUAGCUAACUUUUCUGUGGUGCCAUGAAAUGUUAUGGCAGUCAAAGCUUAUUCUCCCCUAAGGUCCUUAUGAAUGAGGAGAGGCUAUAGUCAGUCAUAGAACCCUUCUCUUUUCGUCAUGGUGGUGCGUGCUUGAAUAACCUGUUGGGCUAUAUUUAGUGGUGCUGUGUGCACUCUGAACAGGGUGGACACGUUUCUGCCAGACUGUUAAGACCAGGGAUUAACUGGGAAUUCUCUGACUGCAGCGUAUUUAAAACAAAUGAAAACACUAGAUAUUGUUGGUCAUGGGUGAAUAUUAUAAUAACUGUAUGUUUUGAGGGGAGGAGGGGUAUACCAGGCCAUAGAAAGAUGUAUCACUGGUCACCUUAUCGUUACAGUUGAUGUGAACUACUGUGUUGACUAUUUAUGUAUGUGGAAUACCACGAAAUAGUUCUCAACAACCCCAAAAAAUGAUCUGUGAACUGUACCCUAAAUCACCCUGACCCUCCAGCCCACUUCCAUAGCCCACCCAUCCAUUACCCCUCUAAGCACUCCUCUUGCCCCAUGUUGGGGGUCCUGUUGCCCCUUCUCCCCAGGGGCCCUUUAGGCCUUCAUGGGGCCCAUGACACAGCUGCCCUCACACCUCUUACUCAUGCGCUGCCCUACCUUACCCUAUCCCUACCCCUUCAGCCGGAGUGGAGGUACCCCUCUGGUCCACUCCCCUCUCACCCCUCCCUUCCUGUGUCUAUCCCCAGUAAGUGACAAUUGAAGGGUUAAACUAAUGCUUUGGGUGCCCUAAGCGGGCCAGUAUUUGAUACAGUUCCCACAUAGCUGGGGUCUUAUGGGUGGACCGUGCUGGGGUUAAAACGAGCCAGCAGCCGCACAGUUCGGUUUCACCAUGAGGUUUAGGUUUCUGGGCUGGGCCAUUCACUAUUUGGUCAGAUUUAUCAUAGCACUGUUUCUAUGAACGAUGAUAGAUUACUUCAUUCUUCUCUGUUUUGUUUUCAGUUUGGCCGCCACUCUCCUGGCUACUGUCCUGGCUCUCCUACCUUCGUUUUCUGAUGUUUGAUUACAGAGAAUGAUGAUGUAACGCUAACCUGUGUAAACUGUCAUUUUAGGUCAAUUCCUCUCUGGCAUUCUUCUCCUUCUCCUUCCAAGUUCACGAAAAAUCUAUCCUCCUGCCUGCCUGAUGAAUAGAGGGGAGGAGUAGGGGUGUGUGUGCCUUCCUGCCUGCAUGCGGUUCCUAAUCAUAUACCUCACCAACCGCAGUGCAGUAUAUAAAAAGCAACAGGCAGCUGUAAGCGCUAGGCUAUCCAGGUUUUGCUGCACAGUGGGAUUUGGUUACAGAUUUUGUGAUCUAUUAAUCUAGAUCAGGCAGAUUGUUGCAUUAUUUAUUGAUUGAGUUAUAUCUCCCACCUGUCUGUCCCCGAAUCAAUCAGUAAUGCAUGUCCAGGGCUUAGGGAGGAACGCCGGGAUGUGGAGCAGAGGAGGGCGUUGUUUGUGGUCGAUCAAUUAUUGGGGCUAUAGGAAUGAGUGUAACUGGAUACGCAAAGAGUACUACUGAAAUUAUACAAUCAGGGAGUGAUGGGUUUCGUCCGAAAUGGCACCCUAAUCCCUAUAUAGUGCACUACUUUUGACCAAGGCCCAUAGGGUGUUUAUUGUUCAAUAAAGUGUGUAUAAUUUAGGGGUGUUUAACCCUUUCUCCUCUAAUACUUUCUGUCUGCCUCUAGGCCAGUCUGCCUGCUACUGAAUGACCUCCCUCUGCCAGCCAUCUGGUUUCUACAGGCCUCUAUGUUCAGGUGAGAAGCUACUGUAGGGGAACCACUGAUGGAGAAACUAUACUGGCCAAUAAUAGCAGACCAACAGACCAGGUUAAAGGUCAUAGGAGAGACUGUUCAAAAAGCAGAAGUACAAUCAUGUCCAUUAAAUGUAAAUCCUAAAAAUUAGCUGUUAGAAAACUCCUCAAAAAGAAUAGGAUGCUUUGUCAGAUGAAUGUUUGUGUUGAUAUUCUAAGAGUCAAGUAAAGAUAGAAAUGGAGUCAGUAUGAGGGGAGAGGUCAGAGGGGAGAGGGAGUGAAGCUGACUAACUUUGACCAGCUGUCGUUAAAUUCUUCCGGCAGUACUAAUUGUUGUACGUGUGGUUUAGUAUAGGGAUAUCCGUGGAUUACACUGCAUAGCCAGCAUACCGCUCCUCUAAGCAUGUCUUGUAUACGGACAGCAAGUCAUUCUGUAUGUCUCCUCUAGUACAGUCUUACUGACAGGGCCUGCGUUGUGCAUCUCCACUCCACCCAUUGUUGAAGACAUACAUCUUUUGUUUGGGUAAAUUGAAGACAUAAUUGCAUAAUUUAGUCAAAUGGUUUCUUAAGCACAGUUAUUGUAAGAGCGUCUGAAUGCACUGGGUUUGUUGAAUUGGCGAAGUAUGUAUUUUUAAAAAAUGUAAUGGGUAUUUAUUUUGCCAUUGAAUAGAUGGGGUUUUGUUGGAUUUAAGUAGGCCCUACUACGGCUGUCUGAAUUGUAAACACAUGUCUUUAUGUGGCGUGGAAAGAGUUUAUUGGAUGGAGAUAUGUGUUUCUGAGAGACUACAUUGUUCUUGUACUCUCCCUCUCCCUCCCUCAUUCCCCCCCUCUGCAGUAUGCUGCCAUUGUUCCUGAAGGAUGGUCUGUUGGUGCCGUACGUGGUCACCUCCCUGGCCUUCCUGUUCGUCAGCAUAUACCUGCUUUCCGCCCUGGAGCAUUGCUCAGAUGAUCUGCGUCUGAGGCCCUACCACCGCCCUAUCUGCAUGCCCAGCAUGGACCUCAGAAGGGUCACCAAGUGGAAAGUAAGUGUGACCUAGUGGUUUAAACAAAUACCCUUUCACGUUGCACGUUUCACGUUACACUACCCCUAUGCCUGUCUGUGAUACAAGAAAAUACAACAGUAUUCAUUCAUCCAUUCAUAGCAAAAUAUUUAUCAGAUUGCAAAGCAAAAACAGAUAGCGUUCUUUACCAGGCAGAUAGUUGCAAUGUUGUCUGUUUUAGUAGUGGGUAGGGCAAGGGUUGCCCAAUCUUUUCUUUACCAUACUUAAGUUACUUCAGAUAAGUAAAGAAUGUCCACAGCCACCUGGUAAGAAGAUUAGGUUUUUGUCACAGGAAUUUCAAAGUAAUUUCAGAAGGUUGUUGUCACUAACCACGUUUCCAUCCACAGUUUUUAUGCAAGUAAAGUCAUACCGUAUAAAAAAAAAUCACAGCAGCUGUGAUGGAAACAGGAAGUUUGGUGGGAUCUUUUUGUGUCGGUAAAAUAAAUAAUGUGCGAAAUGGCGGUGGAAACGCCUUUAUGCACAAAUAUUAAUAUGAUAACCAUCAUAUCGAAGGAAACUUGGAGUCACGCGAUGAUAUGGUGUGUAGUCCUCCCUCUACAACUUGGGAAAGCAUGCAGUUUAUUAGGCUACUAAUGAAAAUGUUACGAUGAACUUGAUGCUCCUUUCCAAUAAAUAUCAUGGAUCUUAUUCUGGUGACAUGAUGAUCGAUGCUUGACUACCUUUGACAAAUAAUCUCAUCAUGUAGACUAGCCUACCCACACUGUAUCUGCUAGCUGUUGGCUAGAGCGCACGUGCCAAGACCUGAGUAGGAACAUUUGCCAUUUAACUCAACAGUUUUUUUGACAAAACUAUUGGUACAGUGGAAACACAUUGAACUUUACAUUCUUAUUCGGUACAUGAAAAAUUCAGUGAAAAAGUACAUGUUGUCUGCACUACAUUAUCACGCACGGAUUUUUAUCCACAACAAGUUAGUUUGGUGGAAACACCACCGGUGGGAAAAUUCACAUAUUUUCUUUAUGCAGAUUUUUGAAUAUGCACAUGAAAAUCUGUCACCAAUUGGAUGGAAAACUAGCUACAGUAAUUUCAUAACCUGAAUUGCAUCAGCGUGAGAAGAUACAUAUCUCUCCAACUGUAUAAAUAAAUAUAAUGUGCCACUGUACUGUAAGCUGUGUAAGCUGCCUGGGAUGAAAGCCACUGCCAGGCCCCAAGUAUUAUUUAUCACUUAUUUAAGAUACAGUUGUCUGAAGUGGCUUCCUGGCCCUGCUCAGCUGUGCUGCUGCACCCUCCCCUCCCUUAGCGACAGACGGGGCUGUAUCCUAAAUGGUACCCUAUUCCCUAUAUAGUACACUACUUUUGACCAGGCCCCAUAGGGCUCUGGUAAAAAGUAGUGCACUGUAUAGGGAAUAGGAUGGGCCCUGGUCAAAAGUAGUGUACUAUAUAGGGAAUAGGGUGCCAUUUGGGAUUGGGACGUAGCCAUGGACACCGCUACUGGACGGCGCAGUGCGGUGUGGGAGAUCAUGAGAAGGAAGAGGUGUCUUUUUAUAGAGUCAUUAACACAGGUUUGCCUAGAUAUAUUUAUUUACCCAAGAGGCAUAAAUAAGGAGGCCCAGCAUUGGGGCUAGGGUUUAAUGGGGUGGGUCUCAUACGGAGGCGUUUACGCCACCUACCCUCACUGAUCCCUAGGUCCACAGGUCCCAAAUAGACAUGUUCAUGUUGAUCCUGCUACCAACACUCUGUUUGCAACAUAAAUGUCAGUUGUGAUGAGGGAGGGUCCUGUGAUGGGGGAUCGUCAUGCAAUGUCUCUUCAUUUUAUUUGUGAUUUUUAUCUUAACUACGUUGCAUAGUUAUUAUGACUAGGGCCAAUUCUAUUUCAAGACCAGGAACUUGAGGCCUAGAUUCAAUCAGAUUAAGCAUUAAACGGCGAUAGCCGAGACCCCCAUGGCUGAUGUUUUGAUAGUGUCGGAGCUGUCAAAUCUGUGAGCAGUUGCUCUUGUGAUCUGUCACGAAGACAUACCCGUCCCACUCUCGUUAGAGUCAGAACGAGAAAGUGUAGGCUAUAUAGAAAUAAUGACUCUCAAAUUGAAAGUCAUUAAAUGAAAUGAGGAAAUCUAUCAGCUUAAUUGAGUUGUAGAUUACAUCUCACAUUCCAGUGUUCGAACUGGAAUGGAGAUUUCUCUUAAUGCUACUUACUCCGUGCAGCCAAUGGCAAUGUCCGCUUUAAGUAUAAUGCCGGGAGCUGCUUGUAGAUUUGACCGCUCUAACGCAGUUCCACCUCCGACACCGCCAAAACAACCACUAUGCGGGUGUCGGCUAGCAUGGAUCUGAUAGAAUCUAACCCUUAAUUAAUCUAAAAUGUACAAUGUAAAAUGUAAUUAGGACAUUAUCAAUUUGAAUUGCAUGUCAAACUCAGUUUCUGAUUUGACUGGAAUUUAAAUCCAAAUGAGCCCAACACUGGGCUAUGAGUGGGCCUUGGCUUAGCUGUGAUGGCUUAACUCCCUUAGAAAAAGAAAAACCUGAAAAGUCUCUCUCCAUCUCUCUCUCCUCUCUCAAUCUCUCCUGCAGUUCUACAUCUCCAUCGUGGCCAUGGCUGGUUUGAGCUUUACGAGCAUGGCGCUGACCCCUCCGUCCAGGCUGCCUGAUGAUUUGUUUACCCUCCUGGUGUCAGUGUUCUCCUUCCACCAUUUCCUGCGCCUCCUCCUCUACUUCAACAAUGUCCAGAUUGCCGAGCCGCCUCCACCUGGGAGUAAGAAUCAGAAGAAAACUAACUGA
Coregonus sp. 'balchen' is the source of this 5929-nucleotide messenger RNA. The record is from the annotation of a GenBank genome assembly. Lineage: Eukaryota; Metazoa; Chordata; Actinopteri; Salmoniformes; Salmonidae.